GCAACAUCUUAAAUAAGUACAUGUGUUCCGUUGUCGUUUCGUAAAAUGGGCGCGUUUCGAAAUACUGUACUGUUCAUUUCCCUGCUCGUUUAUACCGGUGAUUGCGAAACCCCGUCGAAGAUUAAAAUUCCCUACGAUAGAAUACAAAUUCAAGUAUUUAGCAAGAUUUCCGAUAGGACGCCGCUGUUUUACGCACCCGUCGGAAGACUCUUGACAUCUACUCUGGUUUCGGCUUCCGUGACCAUAGAGCCAAAUACGAACUGUCUGUUCGGAUCGGUUACAAUCACUCGGGUGGAGGAUGAAUGGGCUUUUACCGGUUUUGCACGAGACCAAGCUUCCUGGCUCAUGUACCUCCGUGUGCAAGCCAAGUUGCCUCCGUUCGACUUUAAAUGGAUGCUGGUAGGCUACUCAACCAAUGACUCCACCCCAACGACCACAACCAGUGCUUGGCAGUUCCUGACCAACUGGGACCCGACGGCCUCCGUGCGCAUUGCCUGUCCCACGGACGCCACGUACAACGAUACGAUGCGGGACGAUAGUGGGAUUGUUGCAUCGCGUUUAUUUGUUGCUUUCGCAAUAGACUCGAGCGUUCGUUCGACUCUACUGUGCAUCGAUACAACCCAUCUUCCCAACAACACGAUUGUUAACUUCGUUGCGGAACGGCUCUCAGCCGGGCAAAAUCACGUGUUUAUGUCCGCUAAGGAUUACAACAGUUUUACUAAAACGCUCGUUGCAGGAGCCGUUGAAAAGUUGUUAGGCGAAAACGAGUUCGUUGAAGAUGACGAAAUGGAAAGACUGGAAAGGGAACGGAAAAUGGAAGCUGUUUUCCCGUAUAAUUGUACCACAACCGCUAACUUUACGUCGGAAAUGUGGGAGGCAACGUUUUCGUCGACUGAGCGUCCCGAUGUCAAAGCACGCCGAUUGGAUGCCGUUCUCAGCGACCAUGGAGAUUGGGUGCGAGAGAUGCUGAAUGGCAUUCACAGUACAGCACCAAUUCCGGUAAUGCAAGCUUAUAACGAGGUGUUGGAAGAUGACGAUUUGUACUUCACUGACAUAGCGAAAUACACUUCAGGGAAAGUUCACCUGAAGGAGUUGUACGUGUUCUAUGUCAAUCUGGAAGUCCUCCGUCAAAAGACACCGAUUUGCAUCGGGAAUGUUACUAUUACGCCCAAGAGUGCCAAUUAUACUGCUGCGGUACCUGCGGAUGUCGGCGACAAGAUCGUGUUUAAUGAUGGAACCAGUCUAUAAUUAGACCAAGCAGGUUGUUGCAGAGUUUAAGGACUUCAGCUUCAGUGUUAAGAAGGAAGUAAAUAUGACGUCUAAGCUGAUAUUGUCGCUUUAAAGCUAUCGCUUUU
Paramacrobiotus metropolitanus is the source of this 1355-nucleotide messenger RNA. RefSeq lists its product as uncharacterized. Lineage: Eukaryota; Metazoa; Tardigrada; Eutardigrada; Parachela; Macrobiotidae. The transcript is spliced from 2 exons. Bases 46 to 1248 code for a protein of 400 amino acids. The record is from RefSeq and is a predicted model, not a curated record.